This is a messenger RNA of Gopherus flavomarginatus (Mexican gopher tortoise), 3621 nucleotides long. It is a transcript of the gene BROX, whose product is annotated as BRO1 domain and CAAX motif containing. Bases 252 to 1487 code for a protein of 411 amino acids. Lineage: Eukaryota; Metazoa; Chordata; Testudines; Testudinidae. The transcript has 13 exons. The record is from RefSeq and is a predicted model, not a curated record.
UUUGCGCACAGACUGGUGUGGGCUCCGUACUGCGCCGGCGCAGGCGAUGCGGGCGGAAUUAGGGCUGCUCGGAGGGGGAAUCUGGGAACAGUGAGGGCGGAAGCGGUCGCGCUGUGAGCUGAGGCUGCUCCGCCAGCGGGCAGAGGGGCGGUUUCCGCAUCAGAAGCAGGCUCGUCCGCGGAGGUAAACAGCAGCCCCCGCCCGCCCAUAGUGUUUCCAAUAAAUAGAAUCGCAAACAGUACUUUAGAGAAAUGACCCACUGGUUUCAUCGCAACCCUUUAAAGGCUACAGCUCCUGUCACAUUCAAUUUCUAUGGGGUAGCCAGCAGUCCUGCUGCAACAAAGAUUUGCAAUGACUUAAGAUCAUCCAGGGUACGACUCUUGGAGCUGUUUACUGAUUUGAGUUGUAAUCCAGAAAUGAUGAAGAAUGCAACUGAUUUGUACUUUUCACUCUUGCAAGGCUUUAUAGUCUCACUGGAUAACUCUUCCCAAGACUGCAAGUUGCGAUAUAUUCAGAAUUUUAAGUGGACAGACACAUUACAAGGACAAGUUCCAAGUGCCCAGCAGGAUGCUGUGUUCGAACUGGUUUCCAUGGGAUUUAAUGUGGCUCUCUGGUACACAAAAUAUGCAUCGAGACUGGCUGGGAAAGAAGAUAUAACAGAAGAUGAAGCAAAAGAUGUUCACAGAAGCUUGAAGAUAGCAGCUGGGAUUUUUAAACAUUUGAAGGACAGCCAUAUCCCCAAACUGAUUACACCUGUAGAAAAGGGGAGGGAUUUAGAAACUCGGCUUAUAGACUCCUACAUCAUCCAGUGCCAAGCUGAAGCUCAAGAAGUGACAAUUGCCCGAGCUAUUGAGCUGAAACACAAUCCUGGUCUGAUAGCUGCUCUAGCCUAUGAAACAGCCAAUUUCUACCAAAAAGCUGAUCAAAUGCUAUCCAGUUUGGAUCCAGCGUACACUAUUAAAUGGAGAAAGUAUUUACAAUUGAAGGCAUGUUUCUAUAUGGCAUAUUCAUACUGCUACCAUGGUCAAACUCUGCUGGCCAGCGAUAAAUGUGGAGAAGCAAUCAGAUCUCUGCAGGAAUCAGAAAAAUUUUUUGUCAAGGCUGAAGCAUUAUGCAAAGAAUAUGGUGAAACCAAAGGACCUGGGACUACUGCCAAACCCUCUGGCCACCUCUUCUUUAGGAAACUGGGAAGUCUGGUUAAGAAUACCCUAGAAAAAUGCCAGAGAGAAAAUGGAUUCAUUUAUUUUCAGAAAGUGCCACCCGAGGCUCCUCAGCUGGAGCUGAAGGCAAACUAUGGCCUGGUAGAACCCAUCGUUUUUGAAUUUCCUGCCUUGCAUGCACACUGGACCCCUGAAACACUUGUUGCAUUUGAUCUCACCAAGAGGCCAAAGGAUGACAGUGCUAAGCCAAAACCAGAGGAAGAAGUGAAACCUCUGAAAGAGCCAGAUAUAAAGCCUCAAAAAGACAGUGGAUGCCAGAUCUCUUAAACACCAUAAGUGCUUUGAAUUCCUUCUACAAGUUGUAUUUAAUGAACUCUGGGGCUUUCAUUUCAGAUCCCUUUUUCUAAUUCUUCUUAAUCCUAAAGAUUAAUUUACUGAUUUAUCUUUAGUAGAAGUCUCUUCAUUGAGAAUGUGGCUGGAUUUAUAAGUGAAAUUAUUUAUAGCCAGGCUUUUUGUUGUUUUAAAUGGGACCUCAGAAUGCUCUGAAAUGUCCAUGUUUAUAGAAAGUGUUUUAAGUUUAGGUGGUGGUUCUCAGGUUAGCUUCUAUACCGAGAAUAGCAUACUGAAGUUAGUAUUUCCCACCAUAGGAAAGGGUGGUAAAGUUAAAUAUAUGGUUUCUUUCCAUGAGGUUUAAUUCUUUACAUACUACUAAUAGUGUGAAGUGCCCAGAACAAAAAAGAUACAAAUGGAAGUUUUCCAGAAGCAAUCUUUUAGUCAUGUUCAUCACAAAGGCUUAAAACCCUGUCUCAUUCCCAUUCUGUUUCUGAUAAAUGAGAAAAGGAAUUCUCAGCUGGGAUUUAUCCAUGUGGAAACUUCUAUAGUGAAGUCACUUCACUAUACUUCUUCAGAAGCAGAAUUUCUCCAUAAUCAGAAUGCAGUUUAUACUCAAUUGAAACAACUGGAAACAAUUAUACUACUUCACUUUAAAUCAGGUUUCCCUAUACCCAAGUUCAUAGUAACCUGCUUCCUCUGUAGCUUGUUUAUUUUAUCCAACUGCUUACUUUGAAGCCUUUUCAUCUCAAUCUGGGAGUCUGGUGGUCGCAUGAGAGUAUGAGGCAGCAAGUAAGUGGAAAAAAUCUUAAAAUGAAUAUAUCAUGGUGUCAGACUUCCUGACUUUUUUGGAGUUUAAUACUGUGCAGGGUCCAGAAUGAGUGAAUUGUGGGUACUUAAAAUUCAGUGACUUCAUAGAACUCAGAUUAAUGCGUUUGACUGCAAUUAAUGUGCUGUAUUUUCAAUUGAGUAAUAUCUGCUCUGUCAAUGGCUUCCUAGAACUAAGACAAUGAGUAUUGCUAGCGUUUCAGCACAAAGGAGAUCCAGCUCUAGAUCUCCUUUACCUCAAACAUAAAUGGCAUCUUCUCCCAGCUUCCUUAAUUGCUAGCUGAAAAGAGCACCUUGAUAAAGAGCAGCUGUGGAAAAAAUGACCCCAGGCAAGACUGAGGCUGAUUGGAAGAAGGAAGUGCUCUGAAGAACUUAUUGUUUCUUUAACUUUCCCCACUAUUGAGGACUUAGACAAGUUAGUUUGCAGCCUUGGUAUCCUAUGGGCAUUCAGCAGUAGUGAGUUCAAUAGAACUGUGACAACAGAAACAUCUAUUUUCAUUUGUAACUGGUCAGAAGAUUGUCUGGCACACAACUAGUCACAGUGGUGUGUUCGUGUGUGUGCGUUCCUUCCAGGCUUGAGCUUUGCAAGUCAUUACACUUAGGAAUAAAGCUCUGCACCUUGAAGAAGCAUCUGCUGAUAAUAAGCACAGCAACCCAUGUGUUUAGCAUCGCGGGUUACAAGGAAAGUAUGCUCCAGUGCUCUGCUGUCUCCAUUCAGUACAGAGAUCAGUUCAAUGACUGUCUUGAUAUUCAAAAUCUUCUGUGGGACUGGAUGUAGCUUCCUGGCAGACCGGGACUUUCCACAACAGCUGGAACAAAGAAGCUGUUGGCCAAUAAGAGGUAAUUUAUGAAGUUGGGAAAUCGAACUUUCACAGAAACUGAACUGGACCAGGCAACUCAUUGCUACAAGAGAUAGGAAUGAUUGUGGUGCUAACCACUAUGGACAGAUCAGAUGCAAAACUCAUUUCUUCAAUUUUCCUUUCUCCUAAUCAGUUCUAUACAUGCAUUCCCUAUAAAUUAAUCAAACUAUUUCUCUUACAGGUUGUAAAGGACAAGAUAAUUUAUAUUUUUAACUAUUUGAGGUAUUUAGAUGUUUGGGGGGGGGGGCAGGGCUAUGAGUACCUGGAUAGAUAUUUCUCUCUCACAACUUCUCUAUUUUUUUUCUUGUUGCAUCCCAAGUUUUGAAGGAAGGUAGCUGAGUAUGUUUGGCCAAGGUUUCACACGUGUUGAUUUACUGAUGAGAAACUUCCAGUCCCCUGAAUAAUUAUAGGGGCCAUUUUAGGAUCUCCCACACUGGUAGUGG